AUGAUAAUUAUUUUGCUUUUUGCUAUUUUUUCUCUAUCAAACAUCAGGUAACAACUGAUUGGGGAUAUUGGAUUUUGUAGUAGACCAGAAUGUGUGAACAAAAUGUUGUCAUUUUUACAUUUUAUGAACAACUAAAUACAGAGCGUAAAGUAAUGAGUUGGCAGAAUUAGAUAUUUUAUUUCUUCGAGAUUCCCAUUACACUUGAUCAAAUUUUACCCUCAACAAUUUAGGCAAACAUGGUCUUAUGAUUACCAUGAUCGACGAGUUCGUCGUCUUGUCGAUAUUUUUGAAGACGAAGCAAAGUUAUAUUUAGCCAACAAAGAUUGGAAUUCACUUGAAGAAAUGAUUCGCGAAAAUCUAAAGUUCAAAAUGUUUGGCAAACACGGAUUCGGCCGCGAUAAAUUUCUGGAUAUUUUGAAAUCUGGCAGAUAUGAACUUUUUAAUAAUUAUUCGAUUGCUCAAGUACCGGAAUUGCGUUUUGAUGCUAUUGAUCGUUUGAUUGAUGUUCGUCAUCUUUCAAUGCAAUAUUUGUUGGAAAGUAAACCGAGAAGAGGAAUCUAUAAAUUAGCAGUUUUCAUUCAGCAUAUAUAA
Caenorhabditis angaria is the source of this 591-nucleotide messenger RNA. NCBI's taxonomy places the organism in Eukaryota, Metazoa, Nematoda, Chromadorea, Rhabditida, Rhabditidae. The record is from the annotation of a GenBank genome assembly.